UCCAUUAGAGGCGUUGGUUUUUUCCGCGGUAGGAGCUUUCAGAGAUCUAAACUGAGGCACCGUGUGAGUCCGCUAAAGAUCUCUGAAGGUGAGCGGCAGUAGUUAGUCCCUUAAUGGCUUAGCCAAAACCGCUUGGGUCACCGUCCAAACCGGGAGGUCACCAGUUGUGAGGAGUGGACAAAGAGGCAUGUAGAAGUGUACUGAUUUUUAUUACAGAAAUUUAAAACAGUAGCAGAUUUUUAUGAAACUACCAGGAUGACCAUAUUUUGGAUGUUAAAAUCAGCAGUACUGUUGUUGUUAAGAGCAACAACAGUCAUUCAAGGGAUUGAAUUCGCCGAGGACCAGGUUAAUGGUGAAGAACUGACAUUUGUGGAAAAGAUCUCCCUAUUACAAGGUCAAGGUUCAAGCGAAACCUUUGAUUUAAGAACCAACUUAGGCACCAUCACUGGACUUGUAGAGCCUACGAUCUCUCCGCAUUACGAUAACACCCAUAUGCAUGCUUUCAAGAGCAUCCCUUUUGCCAAACCUCCAGUGGGAAAGCUGCGUUUUGCUGAACCAGUGGAUCUUCUGGAAACUUGGCCUGGUAAACAUCUACUUGCCAUUAAGACAACCUCCAGUUGUCCACUACAUGAUCCAGAAAGUGGAAAGGUCUAUGGGAGCGAAGACUGCCUUCAUCUUAAUAUUUUCACUCCAUCCAAUCUUGGUGAGGAAAACCGAGCAGAGGGCACACUUCUCCCAGUCUUUGUCUAUAUCCAUGGGGGAGCUUUCAUGAGAGGGUCAUCAUCGGCGUAUGGAGCUGCAAAACUCCUUUCUAGGGAUAUUAUUGUAGUCACCAUUAAUUAUCGCCUCGGAGCAUUAGGGUACCUUAGUAUGGGGGAUUCUGUUCUACCUGGUAACUAUGGAAUGCUGGACCAAGUUUCUGCUCUUCGAUGGGUACAGAGGAAUAUAGCUCAGUUUGGAGGGGACCCAAGUCAAGUCACCAUUGGAGGUUUUUCUGCUGGAUCUGCUUCUGUUAACUUUCAUGCGCUUUCUCCUUUGUCUAAAGGUUUGUUUCAUCGUGGAAUCAUGAUGAGUGGCGCAAGUUUCUGUGACUGGGCUUUGAGAAUGGAUCCCGAGGUUGGAGCCAGAAUGCUGGGCAAGAAAUUAGAAUGCCCUUCAGAGACUUCCGAGGAAUUACGAGAAUGUCUAGCUUCAAAGACCAGCGACCAAAUUGUUGCAGCUCAAGGUUCCAUCCAUCUACUUGGCACUUUUCCUGUCUGGUUUGUCCCUGUCAUUGAUGGGGGACUCCGUCCUUCGCCUUUCCUCCCAGCACCCCUAGAAGAAUUGUCCCCUGCUCCAGUGUCUAUGAUUGCUGGUAUCGUCCCAAAUGAAGGUCUACUUUACUCUGUUCAAUCUAUACUACUGGCCAAACAGCCAGCCAACGUAAGUGCGGUCUAUGAGGAAGCAUCGAAGACCUUCUUCACACCUUGGCCCUAUCCAGAAACAGAGGAAGUUAUGAAAGAUUUAGGUGAAGCAUUUCACUUCAGCAAAGAAGCAAGAAUCGAUGGUGGGGUGCUCAUAGAGCAGUUGACAGAGGCAGGGACUGAUCGUCAUUUAGGACACUGCAUCUGGGAUUCAGCUUUGUACCUAGCACAGUCGGGCUCCACAGUUUACACAUAUGUGAUGACGCAUCGAGAACCCGGGACUCCUAUUUUGGCAGCCCCUAUGUAUAAGAAGGUGAAAGCUCUGGGAUAUAAGACACCCCUUUUAGAAACAGGUGUCUCUCACGGAGAUGACGUGAUCCAAGUUUUUGACUUCCCUUUCACUUUCGGAGAAAGUUCAGAGAGAGAUCGAAGAGUUGGACAGAUGCUUCUACAUAUGAUUACAAACUUUGUAGUUAGUGGAAAUCCAAAUGAGAAUCUGGAAAAAUACAACAUAGCAGAUAUUCCGAAAUGGGAACCACUUCAGCCUGACCGCCCUGUUGGUUACUACGAAAUUGCUGUUGAGCCUGCAAUGGUGAAUAGGCCAUUCAGAGAAAAGGAACAGAACUUUUGGAAACACAUUGUACCUCGUCCAAAGUCCAGACUUCAAUCAAGAACGAGGGAAAUUCUUCAGGAAGUAAACCGAAGAUACUCAACAGAAACAUCUGGCACUGGUACUUGUUCUGGAACUUCUUCAGAAUCAUGUUCACCCUAAUGGUCACAUCAUCAUCUGAUCAGUUCUGAUUAAACUUUUCAAAACUUUAUUAAUUUUCCUUGAAGAGAAUCCAUCAAGAUUCUUUCUGUAUAUAAAAAAAUGUUCAUCUUACAAACCCCCUUUUAAAGAGCUUAUACUUUAAAGAGCUUAUUUUCAAAACAUUGGGGAAGGAUCCUGUUGGCACCUUUCUUUUGUAAGUAGCAUGCUUAUUUUCUUUCUAUAAUGAUCUGGAAAAGAAUGGGACACUGAUAUUAUACUUUAAUUGUUAAUAUAAACUGUCACUAAUAGAAUUUUGAUUAGCCAGAAUGAGCAAUGUUGAGUCUGGUCAGCAUUUGCUUGAGUGACAGGUGUAUAACAUCAACAGCAAGGUACAGAUAAUAUCUCUACCAUGAACAUGCAGAUAUUGUCAUGGGGUUGAUGUGAGGAAACUGGUUACAUUUAAGUUGGAUACUACCCACACUAAGAAAACCUGGAAGUUGGUGUUGGGAUUACAUCCCCAGUCAAAAAUGAAUGUGCUGGCUUCAUAUUAGAGUCAGUAAAGAUCUAGCAUAACUUACAGGUUGAUGAAACUUGUGCUAUCACAUUACCUCAUUCUUUCACGACCAAAAGUUAAACAGAAAUGUAAAUAUUACUUUACAGUUAUGCAUGAGGGCAGAUCUGCUUCUUUAUAAGAUUUGACCUGUAUAGGAUAACUUGUACUGUCGGCCAAACAACUGGUGGCAGAGUUUCAUAAUUUUUCGUUCACAUGUCUGACGCACGAUUCAUGCCUUAUUUAUCUAUUUUUUCUUUUAUAAGAUGGAAGAAAUCUUAUGUAAUGACGUUCAAAACAGUCACUGGUAUCUUUAGAACAUCACAUUAUGUUAUUAUGUAAAACUAUUUUCUAUAUAGCAAAACUGACGUGAGCGAAACGAUGUGAUAAAAAAACGUCAUAUCACAACCACUGAUAUAAAUUACCAAAUAGAUAGGAGACACCUAUCACUAGUAGUAUUUUAUAAGCAUAGUCCUUACAUUAUCAUUUCAUUAUUAAGUUGAAGGUAGUUUAACGAUUCCAUUUGUUAAAUUUUACAGAAAACAUUGGAAACUCACAAAAUGCUAUCAAAUUAAAAAAAAAAAAAAUGAUAACCUAACAGUGUGAACCAAUGCAACCUCACUAUUGCUUUUGAUGUUAUGUGCACGGGAAUCUGAUGUCAAUGUGUCAUUUAUUGGUCGAAGAGACAUCCCUCACUGAGGGAGAGCCAAUUAUUGCACUGCAUUUGGUGCAAGUUCCUGUUGGAGAGAUAUUAAGAAAGCUUGCUAUACCGGAGAGAAUCAUACAUAGAUGAAUCAAAUUGUUUAGAGAAUGGCAAAGUUUAGAACAUGGGCCUAGAAGUGGAACUCCUCGAAGCACCACAAGAGAGCAAGACAAUAUAGUGUAAAUGUUGCUGAGCAACAUUCAUUUGUGAAUUUUGAAUUCUAGGCCUCGUCACGAUAUUGCUAAACCAGGAAUCAUGACUAGCUCUACGCCUAUGACUGGUGUCUGAUGAAUACUUUAGAUGGAGAGGAAGAGAUUUUUAGAAAUACACUUGAAAUCUUUGAUAGGUGUCUAAUGAAUAAGUCUAAUGAAUAAGCACUUACCUUUGAUGGAUGAGAUAUUCAGUUAGGCUUACUCUUCUUGUUUUGGUUUUUAUCGGUGGCCAGUGAAUACCACGGAUAGGGAGGGAAACAGAUUCAAUGAUGCAUGCAUUUUUUUUCUUCAAAACCUAAAGAAUACAUUUUAUUGGGAGAUAUUUAAGUAACAUUGGCCUAUUCCCUCCAUCACUCCUAUAAGCCACCUCCGCUCUCUUUCACAUCCCAGGUGACUCGAUCCGACUUCUCGCUACGAACUCCAUCACCUGAGAGCAUCACUAAUGAUAACGGUUAUUUUAAAAUUCCCCGCACCGACAACGGAAACCUUAAAAUGCAUGUUUAUAAAAUAUUUCCUGUUCAGAGUUACUUUAUCUUUCAUUCCCCAAAAUAUUUGCAUACACUCGUGUUACACCCUGUAUGAUUGUUGUAGCUGUCAAAGAGAAACCCCUGAUUAAAGCAGUAGGUUUUUCUAUAAAAAAAA
Messenger RNA from Macrobrachium nipponense, 4261 nucleotides. RefSeq names its product carboxylic ester hydrolase-like. The record is from RefSeq and is a predicted model, not a curated record. The transcript has 13 exons. The coding region runs from base 256 to 2175 and encodes 639 amino acids. Lineage: Eukaryota; Metazoa; Arthropoda; Malacostraca; Decapoda; Palaemonidae. Gene Ontology annotation, molecular function: hydrolase activity.